Mercurialis annua (annual mercury) is the source of this 2470-nucleotide messenger RNA. Its product is annotated as receptor-like protein 46. The coding region runs from base 40 to 2415 and encodes 791 amino acids. Gene Ontology annotation, molecular function: protein binding. The record is from RefSeq and is a predicted model, not a curated record. Gene Ontology annotation, cellular component: plasma membrane. NCBI's taxonomy places the organism in Eukaryota, Viridiplantae, Streptophyta, Magnoliopsida, Malpighiales, Euphorbiaceae. The transcript has a single exon.
CUAAUAAAAAUUAAGUACAUAUUUUAUUACUAGCUAACGAUGGCCAAAUUGAUGAGUUUGUUGUUGUUCAUCAUCGUAUUAUUGCUGAGCCCUUGCCAAUGCUGUCCUCAAUAUCAGAAAGAAGCUCUCCUUCAAUUCAAAUCUUCCAUAGUAGGAAACUCUACUUUUUCCUCCGCAUUCACCUUCAUAUACUCGUCGUGGAACUCCUCCGAUGCUUCCGGUUGCUGUCAGUGGGAAGGAGUUGGCUGCGACUCGCAGCAGGUGAUCACUAGUCUUAACCUCAAUAAUAUUACAUCCGCAUCUGUUGUGACAUCUGAUGUUUUAACUCCACUUUUUCACUUGAAAACACUCACCUUUCUAAGCCUUGUUUCCAAUGAUAUACACGGUGAAAUCCCAGGAGCCGGAUUUGCCAAUCUGACUAACCUGGUUACACUUUUUAUGUAUGACAAUCGUUUCACCGGUUCCAUUCCUCCUCAGUUAUUUUCUUUGAGAAAUUUGAAAAUCCUAGACCUGACUGAUAAUCUGCUCAACAGAAAUCCUGUCAUGCUCGAAAACCUCACAAGUUUGGAAAGACUUUUCCUUGCAGGCAACAAGUUUUCUGGAGUCAUUCCGUCAUUGUUGUUUGGCUUGAAAGAAUUGCAAUUUUUGGAUUUGAGUUCGAAUUAUUUUUCCAUGGACAUACCCAUGGAGAUUGGUAAUUUGUCCAAGGUGAUACUUCUUGAUCUGGGACAUAACAAUUUUCAGGGUAACAUUCCUGCAUCCAUUCAAAAAAUGGAACAUCUAGAAUUUCUUUAUUUACAAAGUAAUCUUCUCUCCGGUGAUAUCCCGGCAUGGCUGUUUGAUUUCAACAACAUGAUUCAGUUGAAUCUCGGAGGAAAUAGACUUUCUUUGGGAAACAAGAUUAUCCGACCAAAGAGCAGUAACUCGUUAAUGGUAUUAUCUUUGAGAUCCUGCAAUCUUUCAGGCGAAACUCCCAUUUGGAUUUCCAAUCUGACCAGUCUUAUUUUCUUGGACUUGAGUCAUAACAACCUCACAGGAAAUUUUCCUAAAUGGCUAGCUGAUAAGUUUUCAGGUUUCUUGAUUGUAUCAGCUAAUAAGUUUUCAGGUCCUUUGCCGCCUCAAUUGUUUCAAUACGAUCAGUUAGUGGUUCUCGUGGCUUCAAACAAUAAUUUCUCAGGAUCACUGCCGGAUACCAUUGGUGAAUCCGCUCAAAUGAGAGUGCUCAUGUUGUCAGGAAACGCUUUCUCUGGUUCAAUACCCAAAUCCAUCUCAACUUUGUCUAACCUAAAGUUAUUAGACUUGUCGAACAACAAAUUUUCAAGCAAUGAGUUUCCAAUCUUUAAUCAAAAUUCACCUUUGGCUUAUAUUGAUCUUUCCUUCAAUAAUUUAUCUGGUGAAGUUCCUGUAACGUUUCCAUUGAAUGUAAAACUGCUUCAAUUAAGCCGAAACUAUUUUUCCGGUUUCUUGCCUCAGAAUCUUUCAAACUUCAGGCAGCUUAAAUGCCUUGAUCUCCAUGAUAAUAACAUCACCGGUGAAAUCCCUGAGUUUGUAUGUCACCUCUCUUCUCUCCAAAUUUUGAAUCUUAGAAGUAAUUUUUUCAUAGGAUCCAUUCCGAUGAAUCUGUCGAAUCUUAGUGCUCUGCAAAUACUCGAUCUUUCUGGUAAUAGCCUAAGUGGGAAAAUUCCGAAAAGUUUAGAUAGUCUCACUGGAAUGAUUGAACAUGAUACUUCUUCUUCACAUCGUAUCAUUAGUGAUUUUGGGUCUCCUGCUCUGUUCUCAAUCGAUAGUAAUAACUUGAAGGAUAUAGAAGUUUCCUGGAAGAACUCCAAGUUGGGUCUUCCAUGCCGAAAUCUUCAGCUGUAUACUUUUCUAGAUUUAUCAAACAACAGAUUGUCAGGUGAAAUUCCUGAUAGUUUUAGUGGUUUGAAAAGCCUGAAGUCCCUGAAUUUUUCUACAAACAAACUCUCUGGAAACAUACCAAAGAGUUUUGGUGAUAUGCAAAGCUUGGAGAGUCUAGAUUUAUCCCAUAACGGUAUCUCUGGAGAAAUUCCUGAGACAUUGGUGAAAUUAUUGGAGCUUACAUAUUUGGAUUUGAGCAACAACAAAUUGAAGGGUCCAAUUCCAAGCGGUCCUCAAAUGGAUAGGAUGAAUGAUCCAAACUCUUAUGCCAACAACACUGGAUUGUGUGGUAUGCAGAUUGGGGUUCCUUGUGACAACCCCUCGCCUGAACCAAAACCAACAGAAACAGAGAGUGAAGUUGAGGAAAUAAAAAAUUGGGAGACUUGGUUUUCAUGGAAAAUGGCAGUUAUCGGAUAUCCUUCUGGGAUUUUGUCAACAAUAAUGGUUAUGUAUGUCUCUGGCUACUUUAACAUCACACCUCAACGAGGCCGAAGACUCCGUAUUAGGCGUAUUUAAUUUUGUAUAUUCAGUAGUAUGUAAUCAAGUUGAUUUGAAACAUAAUCAAAGUUUG